UUUUCCUUUUUAUGCCUGAUCUUGUUGCUGAGAAGGAAGUUGUUGACUUAUUUUAUUCUUUGUGUUUCUUACUGUGUGUUGAGCGUCAAGGAUCCAACCCCUUCUAGCUUUUCUGGUUAUAUUAACGAGUGAUCAUUGUAUUGUAAGUGUUCAAUUUAUAUAUGUAUAUUUGUUUUAAGGUCAAACAACUCAGAAGUUGUAUUAGAUGCCAUGGUGACAACAAUGACCAUUGCCAUCUUGGAAAGUGAUGAUAUUUCUUUGGAGAUUCUUAUUCCCCUUUUAGCCAGUGUGAGAAAGGAAAAUCAGAAUGUUUUCUCUAAGCCCUGGAAGUAGGGGAAGUAAUAAAAAAUUGUGCUGCAAAGAUUGAACCUUAAAUUUUGAAAGCAGUGAACAGCUUAGGAGUUCCUGUGGACAGUUAUGAUCAAAUAGUUGGUUCUAUUUGCCGAAAUGCAACUGACUGUAUCAAGUCUUUUGAUGUCCCUGGUUCUAAGGAACAUUUGACCAGCUAUCCAAUGUAUGGGUGGGAAGAGGCUUAGGUGCAAAACUACAUCUGAAAAUCCUGGAACUGAAGAAACUAAUGACAAGGGACAAUCAGUAGACUUUAUGAGUGCUGGUUCUUCACUUAAACUGUAUAUUCAGCAACAAGACCAAUCUGUGAACCCAUGGAGUUGUCAAAAAGAAAAGCAGCAGAAUCAAGAGAUGCAGAUCCCACCCUCUGAAGACGCAUUUCCAGCUAAUAGUGGAGGCAGUGGAACAACGAUCGUGCAAGGCUAUGAAGUCAAGGCUAGUGUUGCGCCUGUACUUACCGCCAUAUUUGCCUAGUAUGGUGAUAUUGCGGCUAACUGCCGGCACAAGUCACCAUCAGUAAGGGCUUGUUUGCUUGAAAUUGUCUCUGAUAUAUGUUGUUCGCCGACUACAAAGCACUGACAUUCCGCUCACUGUCACUGAGAUUAAAGUCCUCCGAAAUGAAAUAAAAGAUUUGGAGGCUAGAAAGCUAAAGCUUUCAUGGCUUACCCAACCAUUAGAAAAAAUUUCUGAAGUAGAAAGGAUUGCUGGGAUGCGUUCUAUGCUCAAGUCUGUAAAAGCAAGUAGCAUGUUGGUCAUAAAAGCAGCAACCAAGGAGCUGGAAGAUGCACUCAUGGAGCUAGUGGCACUGCAAAGACGCAUGGGGGAGGCUGAAAAUAGUGUAAAUGCAAUGAAGCUUGUGGUUCAAAAGGUUGAUGAUGCCAUUAAAGAGGCUGAGGAUCAGGAGCGUCACUGGCUAAGGAGUAUGAAUAAGCUGCCAUAGUGCUUUCUGCAGAAACAAAUUAACAAAGUACUUGCUAUGAAAUAUCUUUUUUGUGAGCAUUGAGGCCCAAUGUUCAUCAACUGCAUUCUGGUAACCAACACAAUCGAACUGCAGUCUAGGCUUGUAUGUGUUGGUGUUGGUUGUUCCUGUGUGCUCCUUUUGUUCCUGCCAGUUCUUAAGAAAUCAAUUUUCCUGUGUUGAGGCUUCCUUGUCGACUCCACAAAAGAUCAUUGUUCUGUGAUUGAUGGCUUGAGAUUCACGAGAAGGUCUGGUAUUAUUGUCUCCUAUCAGAAUUCGAACUCAAGGCUUUACAACUUUAAAGACGGCUCUAGUACUAUUGAACUAAAAGUCAUUUGUGCAAUGUUUUCUUUAUUUAAUUUAUACUAUUCCAUAAUAGAUCAUUUAUGGCAAAUUAUAGGAAAUUAUUAUUUAUUUUUUAUAUUUUAAUGAAAAUAAUUACUUGUUGUCAGUA
Hevea brasiliensis (rubber tree) is the source of this 1760-nucleotide messenger RNA. RefSeq lists its product as uncharacterized. The record is from RefSeq and is a predicted model, not a curated record. Bases 517 to 822 code for a protein of 101 amino acids. NCBI's taxonomy places the organism in Eukaryota, Viridiplantae, Streptophyta, Magnoliopsida, Malpighiales, Euphorbiaceae. The transcript has 5 exons.